CACCCUCCUCACGGCUCUUCACCACAGCACAGGCUUCUCUUCAGAUCAUUCUACCUCCAUUUCUUCCCCUUCUCCAUUGCUGCCCGUAUAUAUACCCCGCCGUCCUCCCACCGUCCUCCCAUCUCUUCCCACACCAAUCCACUUCCACUUCCUGAUCCCCCUUGAAUUACCGUCAUGUCCCACGUCGUCGUCCGCUCUGUCCCCUUCUCGACCCGCCUCUCCGUCGGCUCCGCAAAGGAACUCGUCGCUCGCGACAAGGCCCGCGCCCAGAAGCUCCUCGCAGGCGUCCGCCCUCAUGGCCCCCUCGCCUACCACGAGGAACGCCAGAAACGUUCCGCAGCCCGCCACCACCACCACGGUGGAGGCUCGACCGGCACCGGCACUGGGUCCACUGGUACGGGUACCGGCACCGGUACAAGCGGCACGACUCCCUCCUCGGGGGGCGUCGGUGUCGAUGUCACCGACGCGGGUGUCACCUACACUGCCAGCGUCGGCAUCGGCUCUCCCGCGACGAACUACACCCUCCUCAUUGACACGGGCUCUUCCAACACUUGGACCGGUGCGUCUGCCCAGUACACCCAGACGUCCACGAGCAAGAGCACCGGAAACACCGUGAAUGUGAGCUACGGCUCCGGCUCGUUCUCGGGCACCGAGUACACCGACACCGUUACCCUCGGUACGGGUCUUACCAUUCAGAACCAGUCGAUUGGCGUGGCCUCCACCGCCCAGGGCUUCCAGGGCGUCGACGGAAUCCUCGGUAUCGGUCCCGUCGACUUGACCAGUAACACUGUGUCGAACACGCCACCGUGCCACCGUCACGGACAGCCUCUACGCUCAGGGCACGAUUACGACCGAGUCGAUCGGCAUUUCCUACGUCCCCACCACCAGCGCGACAGCGGCACGGCCAACGGCGAGCUGACGUUCGGUGGUGUCGAUAGCACCAAGUACACCGGUGACAUCACGUACACGCCGAUCACGACCACGUCGCCCGCGUCGAACUACUGGGGUAUCAACCAGGACGUCACGUACGGACAGAACGGCACGAGCCUCCUUUCCGGCAACGCCGGCAUCGUCGACACCGGUACCACGCUCCUCAUGAUCGCCACCGAUGCGUUCCAGAAGUACCAGAAGGCGACUGGCGCUACACUGGACAGCACGACCGGUCUUCUGAGCAUCACUGAGGAUCAGUACAACAAGCUCCAGUCGCUGUACUUCAAGAUCGGUAGCACCACGUUCGAGUUCACGGCCAACGCGCAAAUCUGGCCGCGCAGCCUGAACUCGACGCUCGGCGGCGAGGCGGGCAAGAUCUAUCUCAUCACCAGCGACCUCGGCAGCAACAGCGGCCAGGGCCUCGACUUCAUCAACGGCUUCGCGUGGCUCCAGCGUUACUACUCCGUGUUCGACACGACCAACAAGCAGGUCGGCCUCGCGACCACGCAGUACACGGACGCGACUUCCAACUGACUCCCUGAUGGGUCGGGCUCGAGCGCACCGGCUGCGGGCGGUGGCGACGCGAGCGGGAGUCCUGGUCAGAAGAAGAGCGGUGGUAUCGGAAGGAUCGUGAGGAAAGCACUUUGUUUGGAGUAGUGUAAGUGAGUCUGUCGGUGGAGAAUGGACAUGGACUUGUGUAGGACGG
Molecule: messenger RNA, 1636 nt
Organism: Fomitopsis serialis
Lineage: Eukaryota; Fungi; Basidiomycota; Agaricomycetes; Polyporales; Fomitopsidaceae
Product: acid protease
Exons: 9
Coding region: 175-1464 (429 amino acids)
Biological process (GO): proteolysis
Molecular function (GO): aspartic-type endopeptidase activity
Source: RefSeq, a predicted model, not a curated record